AUGUUUUUGUUGUGUUUGAAAUUUCGUUGAAGAAGGUGUCUGUGCUGCUCGCGCUCCUGCCGUAAAGUGUUUUUCUGCCUAGCUAGUGGUUUCCAUCUGAUAGAUGUACCCUUUUGCGGGGAAAUAUCGAGAAGUGCUGGUUUGCUGCGAGAAGCGAGCGUGCGUAGUUUAAUCCAUUCUUCGGAUGAUAUUCUUGUGUGCGCUCUUAUGGAGAAGAGACGGAAAUUAUGCUUCCCCUUGGCUUGAUCGCACUUAGCUCGCGGUGUAUGUGUGUUGAUGUGGAAUCCAUGUGGAGCGAAGGCGACGCAUGCAUGGAAUAUGAAUAGGAUAAUUAGAAUGCAGUUGACCAUCGUCAGUGCGGAAAGCAGAGUCACAAACACACAGGCAGCAGCAGCAACAGAAUUUUCAGAGGCACGCAACGAACAUAAACAAUCCGCUAGUAAGGUUGAUCUUGCCAGUUGCAAAGUUUUGUGAGGAAUUACAACAAUAAACUAGCAGCGGCCUUAGAAUCCACCUACACUCUAAGGUUGAGCAAAGCGUACGUGUGGACACAAGAGCGGCGAAGAACAGCAGCGUAUUGCCAACGAGAAAAAGGGCCUAUUGUUUUGUUCAUACUCACUGUACUGUUUUGUUUUGGUUGCUCAAACGACUAUCGACUGCUCAAAAUACCCCAUCACAGCCAUCUUUUGAUGAAUGUUUCAAGGUUUCCUACUAAAGCAAUAUCAUCAUACAUCCAACCAAUGUGCUGAUCAAAUGUCAAUUGUGCAGAUAAACGUGCGUUGGAGUAGCUUCUGAUCGCAUCGAUUGCUUAAAUAAUGCUCAAGCCUCAAUCUUUACCCUAUCAGACAUUCUAACAGAGGAGAACAACUACAAAAAAACUGACAUGAAAUUGAGUGGAUGCAAAUGAAUCAACUCAACAGCUCUGUUCAAAAUAAAAAGAAAUUGAAAAAGGUGAUAUACAGUGAAGCGACGUGGAACGUCUUAUCAGUGAAGCAAUAACGAGGUCUCCUUCCAGCUCCAGAUUGCAGAGAACAGAGCGGUUAGUUACUUCCGUCAUCGUAGCUUGAUUGUGUGCAUAAGGUUUUUUGUUUUCCUGUGCGACACGGUGCAUUAGCAGAUCGAAGUGCCAGGAUAUUAAAAGUGUUGAAAUCAUCCUUUUCAAAGCUGGCUGGUAGACGCAUAAGGUUUUGUGCUGUUUUGUUUUUUAACAGACUCAUCUGUGUGUUAUUUUUCUUCUGCAUAUGGUGCUUGUAGGUGUUAACCGCGAUAAUAGUAUUUCUUGUACUGUACCCACGUAUUUAAAGAAGUGAGCGCGAAAAGCAUAUCUAUUACGAACAGCUCGUAUUUAGCUGCAUGUCGUCAAGUGUUACCGAUAAAAAUUAUGACCGUUUGUGUAUUCGUGUAGUGUUGGUAGCUUCUCAUAUCAUCCAUUCCUGUAAAAUUGGUUGAUAAUUCUUCCUGUCCUGCGACUAAGAAGAGAAGCCGAAUAAGAAACGGAAGAGUGUCAUUGUUACAGUAUAAGGUAUUUGCAUAGUGCAGUUUCUGGAUGUGUGCGUGUGUGUAAUAUAAGUUUUACUCCUGUACCAAACAGUGAUCCAGUUUCAGUAUAGGAAAAAAAUAAUUAUCUGUUUGUAGCAGUGUCUACCAAUUUGUGUGCAAAAUUGUUGCUGUUCUGUGCUACCAGUAAAAGGAGUGUUUGGAGAAAUGAUCUAAAUAUUCCUGUGAGGAUUAAGCGAGUGUUUUGAUCCUUUCAUUCGGGACAAAAAGUGUGUAUCUGCAUCGGAAGAAGUUGUGCAUACAUCAUCUGUAAGUGCAACGCGGAUAAAACCAGCUAGUUCACUUUUCCUAUUUCUGGAGUGGUUCAGAGUUUGAAUAGGAAUUCAUCAAUUAAUCAACAUGCGUGAAUUCAAAGUUGUCGUCCUGGGUUCCGGAGGAGUGGGAAAGUCGGCCCUCACGGUGCAGUUCGUUUCGGGUUGCUUCAUAGAAAAAUAUGACCCUACUAUUGAGGAUUUCUAUCGAAAAGAGAUUGAGGUGGACAACUCUCCUUGCGUGUUGGAAAUUUUGGACACAGCGGGAACCGAACAGUUCGCUUCGAUGCGGGACUUAUAUAUAAAAAACGGGCAUGGCUUUAUAGUCAUGUAUUCGCUAACCAACCACCAGACAUUUCAGGAUAUUGCGAGUAUGAGAAAUGUGAUCAGUCGUGUGAAAGGUAGUCAGCCAGCACCAAUCCUCCUAGUCGCCAAUAAGCUAGAUUUAGAUUGCCAAAGAGAAGUGUCCACGGCCGAAGGUAACGCCCUUGCGGAACAGUGGGACUGUCCGUUCAUCGAAGCAUCCGCGAAAGAUCGCAUCAACGUGAACGAAGUCUUCGCUACUGUCGUCCGAGAGAUGAAUAUGACCUCCGAAAAGCGUCAAAAGAAAAGUUACUGUUGUUGUACAUUAUUAUAGAACUGGCAUUAAGUCUAAUUUUUAACCUAAUUAAUAAUAAUAAUUAAUAAAAGAAAAACAAACAUCAAGACACACACUCAACAUGCGCCGGCGAACAGGAGAGUGAAGCGCAUAAACGGACGAGAAGACGAUGCGCCGACCACAUGCAGCAAAACAAUAAACACACAAAGCUUAGAAUUAUAGCCUACUUGAUGGUGCAAAAUCUUAGGCUGUUUCCCCCACUCGAUAUAUCCUGUGGUGGUGCUGUGUGGCAACUGUACAGAACGAACGAUCCUCCUCCAUCUCCAGAAGAAAGCUCCAUAUUCACUGUGAAUCUGUUCGAAGCUAGAGAGCGAUCGAUCGAACGAGUCUUCUAGGCUCAAGCUAUUGCUAUACAUUUCUGUCUUUUGUUUUUACCUACGAAAAGCAGAUUUUACAAGGUUCCUCCUGGAAUGCGGCAAACCCAACUCCCAAAUGAAUGCCGUUUUGGGAUUUACAAUGGAUUAUUAAGGAGGAUGGGAAUGGGACAGGAUGGUUACUGCACUGCGCACAGGGUAAUUAAUAUAGGACUGAGGCAGGAACAGGAACCACUUGUGUAUGCGUGCGUAUGUGUGUGUGCGUGUGUAUUUGUUGGGCAUUUUGACCUUAUCCCGGCAACGGUGGCAAAUAGGAUGGAUGGGAAUUAGUCUUGCGGAUGUGUGGAAAAUUAUCAAAUUGUCUGCAUCAGAAUCGAAUGGAAGCAACCAAAUUUCGCGCAUACAAUAAACAGGGGGAAAUCUAAAGAAGUGAAAUAAAAUAUUACAUGUAACAGAUAAUAAUUAUUAGUAAAACUAACAACAACAGCUAUGUGUAUAUGAGGGAUGUUAAAGUGUGCGAUAAAUAGCAACAAACGGCAAAACAAUUACACAAUGCAGCGAAAGACACAACAACAAAACACACACACACACCAACCUAAACCAAACCCCGUAAAUCCCUACCGAAACCUCCAGUUUUUCACCUCAAUAUGAUAGCAAAUGUGGUAUAGUGUGUAUACAUUUAGAUAUAUGCUGUCAGAGCGAACACAAUCCUACGGGAUUUAGUACUCGCGUGGUGUAUUCGCAUGGUUCUAAGAUGUAGCAACCCCGCCGCCGGGUGGUAGCAGAUGGAGGGAAAAACUGGGAAACCCGCUCUUGUAGGGAAAGCAAAAAGGGGAAAGGAAACAGCGGAUGUAAUAUACACCAGUCACACGGAAGGUUCUCAAAUUUUUACAUGAUAUUUUAUGAACAACACACACACACACACACACUAAAAAAACAGGAAUGAGACUGCAAGUGCACCAGAAAAGGCUGGGUAGAAAAUUUAACAUUUCAUUAGGAAGAAACCGACACGCUACAAACAAACAAACAAACAAACAAACAAACAAACAAGCAUAACAAUUCUCUAUCUCUCACACAACACACCGAAGCACCCGAAGCACAUGAAGCAACGUUCCGGAGUCGCUUUGGAGAAACGGAGAAGCGAAUCAAUUGAUGUACUAUAGUUAAACACAAAACAAGGCAGCGCCGUAACCAAACGAUCGAUCUCUCAGAUUUAAUAAUUCGGGAUGCGAGAAUGCAUCUCUCAUGUGGCAUGAUUGCACAUGAAAACGGGAACUAUACAUCCGUAAUAAUGUUGUCUGCCAGUGUGGGAUGGGAUGACGCAAAAGGCAUCGCAUCGGGAAACGCAAGAUCAACCGUACGUAUAAUGAGGGUAGAACUUUAGUAACGGCGGAGAGGUAUAUGUUUGUUUGUUUUCCUUUGUUUUUUUUUGUUUUUCGUUUAUUGCUGCUGAUCGAUAUAGGCAAACAUUCACAACACGCUGUUGCUCCUUCGCGUGUUUAUGUAUGUAUGUGUGUAUGUGUGUGUGUCUGUGUGUGCGCGUAUGUUUGUGUGUGUGUGUGUCGCACGCGCAGGCAUUCACUGUCGCUUUAGUCGCUGCUUAAUAAGGUGUAAUCUUUGUAGAAGUUUUUUUUUUUAUGUAACGAAAAUAUGUGCCAUUUCACGAUGGCCUGGUACACAGGAUGCUUCCUUCCUUUGUCACUCCUUUGUCUGUCACACACUAACUUUUCUAAUUGCGUUGUUCUUUCGCAUAUUCACCUUUUUGAUUCGAAAUCCGGUCCCGACUGAAGUGUGCAGGUGGGGGAGAUGUCGUCGGGGUCGGGGGUAGGAUGUAUGCAAAUACACUAGCACGCAAAAUUGUUUUUUUUUAUUCCUAGCAGAUGAUCGGCUCCUGAUUUGUAAUACACUUACCCACCCCCUCUCCGACAACAUUCUAUUAGUGAAAGUGGAGUGGUGGAGCCGCAUUGAACGGCACUUAGACGUUGCCAAUGUGAUAGCUACGGAGACGUGAACCCGAUGCAAAACCUAAAUUGAUUGCAGCAAUUACCCUACCCACCACUCCAAAGGAUAAACAUGGAAUUGUGUUUGUAGCAGGCGGUGUGCCGAACAUUUAGCAAAGAGUUAGAAAAACGGUGUUAAACAUUAAGAAAUCAACAUCAAAGCAGCCUAAACAGGAGGAGAUGAUGGAAGGUGACGAUGAUGGUGAUGUUGAUGAUGAUGAUGAUGAUGAUGAGAGGUGUGUGUAGCGCGCGAACGUUCCGAAAGGACGAUGCGCAUCUCCUUAGUUUCGCCUCCUGGUUUUCUUUACCAAGGUAUGUACACCAAAAAGCAAGAAGUAAAACAAUUGGAGAUCAAAUGAAGCAUUAGUCUACACAUUAAGAACGAACACGCGUGUUUCACUGGCAGUGCGACAGAUCGGUGAUUGGUGCACGAAAGGGCGAACAUUUGAGAGCGAGAGAGGUGAACAUUCAUAAAUAGUAACACAUGCAUACAUAUUAUUAGGCGUAAUUUAGGAAGGAGAAGAUCACCUCAUGGCAUAUAAUAGUAGCGCGAGUUCUUCGCGAGAAGAAUCCGAACGAAGGAAAGCUAGGAAUGUAAUGUGAAAGGAUCGAUCAAUAAAUAAGAAACAGACUAUUUUUAUCGUAUCAAAUUUUGUAUACAAAGGGGAAGGAAUGUAAAAAGAAACAAAAACCAUGUAGCAAGCAUACAUAUAAAAUGAAGGAAAAAAGAAAAGAAAAGAAACCACCAUCUGUGGAUUACAGGAGCUGUGUGUGGGAGAGGGUAAAUGGCAAUAGGACAAUUACCUACAACUACCAGGUGUAUCCCGCAGUGAAAGGAGCAGCAAAAUGGUUUGCGGAACGGAUGGAGGAAAGCCCAAUUUUGAAGAAACGCGGAACGGAUAGAAAAUGGUGCGCUAAGUUACAAUAAAGUAAAAUGUACGUGAACUGUA
Anopheles arabiensis is the source of this 5730-nucleotide messenger RNA. RefSeq names its product ras-related protein Rap-2a (gene Rap2l). Gene Ontology annotation, biological process: Rap protein signal transduction; negative regulation of cell migration. Gene Ontology annotation, molecular function: GTP binding; GDP binding; GTPase activity. NCBI's taxonomy places the organism in Eukaryota, Metazoa, Arthropoda, Insecta, Diptera, Culicidae. Gene Ontology annotation, cellular component: plasma membrane. The transcript has 5 exons. The coding region runs from base 1897 to 2445 and encodes 182 amino acids. The record is from RefSeq and is a predicted model, not a curated record.